CUACGAUGCUUUAUUUUAAAUGUAAAAAUGACCAUAAAGCCGUUGGUAAAAUUAUACACACAAAUAUAUGAAAAAUGAAUAUCUUAAUUGCUAUCUUUUUUUUGAUUUUCGCGACAUUCACAUCAUCAACUUUAAUAAGACGUCAGGAUGCACUCAACGGUUUUAAAGAAUGCCAAGGAAAUUUCCCAAAUAAAAUUACUUCACAUGAGUUCACUCCCAACCCAAUUGUCGCAGGUCAAGUUGUCACUGUUCAUAUGAAGGGUAUCGCAACUGUACCCAUUGAAAAAGGUUCGAUAUAUCAGAAUACUGUGUUUUAUAAUAAUGAACAAGUGCUACAACAUAAUGACGACUUCUGCAAGGAAGUCGUUAUUCCAAGUGGUUUUACUUGUCCGGUGAAGGGGGAUUUUAAUUUUGUAAAUACUUUCCCUGCGGAUACUAGUCCAAACGACCCAAAAAAUAGUGUACUUGAAUUUUUUGUUCGGAUUCUCACAUCGAACCCAGACGGGAGAAAUCUAUCAUGUAUUGAAGGAAACGUCAAGUUUUCUUAUCCUUAAUUAUCA
Molecule: messenger RNA, 560 nt
Organism: Rhizophagus irregularis DAOM 181602=DAOM 197198
Lineage: Eukaryota; Fungi; Glomeromycota; Glomeromycetes; Glomerales; Glomeraceae
Source: RefSeq, a predicted model, not a curated record